GUGUCGCCACGGGCACAGCGCCGCUCACACCAUGGCUUGGGUCCCGAGUGCGCCACAGUCUCUCGAGAGACGUGGGUCCUCGGAGCCUCUUUAGUGCCGGAGCUCGGGCCGCAGGCGGCUCCGCGGCGGCGGAAAAACAGAACCUCUGGAAUGGAUGGACUCUUCCCGAGCAGCUUUGCUAACUUGCAGCAGCUGAACAAUGUUCCUCAUUAAUAUCUGUCUGUCAGCAUAAUCGUCACAUCAUUUCACUCUGGUGGCAGGGACUCAGCUCUGAAUUCUGUAUAGGAAAAGCACCUGGAUCCCAGUCUUUCAAUGGCUUCGAGACAACCAGAAGUGCCUGCUCUUGAGCCUAGUGGGCCUCUAGGCAAGAUGUCCCUGCCCAUCGGGAUGUACCGCCGGGCAUUCAGCUAUGAUGAUGCCCUCGAGGACCCUACGCCCAUGACUCCUCCUCCAUCGGACAUGGGCAGCAUCCCCUGGAAGCCAGUGAUUCCAGAGCGCAAGUAUCAGCACCUCGCCAAGGUGGAGGAAGGAGAGGCCAGCGUCUCAUCCCGUGCCCUGCCAUCGGCCACUGAUGGUGCGGACAAGGUCCCCGUGGUGAAGGCUAAAGCUACCCAUGUCAUCAUGAGUUCUCUGAUCACAAAACAGACCCAGGAAAGCAUUCAGCGUUUUGAGCAACAGGCAGGGCUGAGAGAUGCUGGCUACACACCCCACAAGGGCCUCACCACCGAGGAGACCAAGUACCUUCGAGUGGCAGAAGCACUCCACAAACUAAAGCUCCAGAGCGGAGAGAUAACAAGAGAGGAGAAGCAGCCGGCCUCCACCCAGUCCACCCCAAGCAGCAGCCCCCACUCGUCCCCUAAGCAGAAGCCCAGAGGCUGGUUCACUUCUGGUUCUUCCACAGCCUUACCUGGCCCCAAUCUUAGCACCAUGGAUUCUGGAAGCGGGGAGAAAGACAGAAGCUCGGCAGAUAAAUGGAGCCUCUUUGGACCAAGAUCCCUCCAGAGGUCUGAUUCAGGAGGUUUUGCCAUCCAGGCCUACAAAGGAGCCCAGAAGCCUUCUCCAAUGGAACUGAUUCGCACGCAGGCCACCCGAAUGGCCGAGGAUCCAGCAGUGUUCAAGCCACCCCAAAUGGACAUCCCAGUGAUAGAAGGGAAGAAACAGCUGCCGCGGGCCCACAAUCUAAAACCGCGGGACUUGAAUGUUCUCACACCCACUGGCUUCUAGAGCUCUUUCUGUUCCAGGGACUCUGGAUAGAGAUGUCUUGAGCCCAGCUCCCCUUUACCUUGGCUCUGACAUAGGAAAAGUUUCGUUUUCUCUUUUUAAAAAUCUCUCAAACUGAGGCUAGA
This is a messenger RNA of Balaenoptera acutorostrata (minke whale), 1346 nucleotides long. RefSeq names its product KIAA1191 ortholog. Lineage: Eukaryota; Metazoa; Chordata; Mammalia; Artiodactyla; Balaenopteridae. Bases 313 to 1224 code for a protein of 303 amino acids. Gene Ontology annotation, cellular component: cytoplasm. The record is from RefSeq and is a predicted model, not a curated record. The transcript has 9 exons.